Messenger RNA from Centruroides sculpturatus (bark scorpion), 720 nucleotides. RefSeq lists its product as uncharacterized. Lineage: Eukaryota; Metazoa; Arthropoda; Arachnida; Scorpiones; Buthidae. The record is from RefSeq and is a predicted model, not a curated record. The transcript has 6 exons. The coding region runs from base 255 to 668 and encodes 137 amino acids.
UAAAAAAUGGCAUAAUUCUAUAAAUAAUAAAGAAUAUGUAAAAUAUUAUAAAUAUAUCUUGGAUAAAUUAUAGAACUUUUUAAAGUUGUUUGAUUUGUUUUUUUAGAAGGCCAGUGUCACAAUCAACUAAUAAAUAUGGAAUCAAAUUACCCCCCUUAAAUACAAAAGAAUUAUCACAAAAUCAAAUUAAAUUGAAACCAAUCAAGCAAAAUCCAAAAUUAAGAGUGACAUGCAACAACAAUUGGGAUUGGAGAAUGCAACAAGAAUUUAUUCAAACAUCAAUUCAUCAACAGAAUAUACAACCAAAUAACAGUAUAAAAGCUCCUACAUCAUAUUCCACAAUGCCAGUAAUAAAUAAUGCCAUAUUAAAUCAUUCAAUUCUGGAACAGAAAAAGAAAAAUUUUGGAGAAUUUACACAUUUUCCCAAAUUAUACAAUAUUACACUUCCAAAAACAACAGUUUUCUUCUCAAAUGCUGCUGUUUUAUAUCCAACUGUAAUUAAUUCAAAUGUAAUUAAAAAGAUACAAACUGUUAAUAAAGUAGAAAUAAAAAAGAAAGCCAAUGAAAAGAUGAGAUAUCCACCAUUAAACCAAAGUGUCAGAAUCAUAGUGAACAAUAUUGACAAUGAAGGUUUCAAGAAAACAAAACUUGAAAAAAAUGGACACUGAAUAUUGGAAAAGAAAAAUUUGCUCAUUUACUUCAUAAUUAUACAGAAAAUGU